Messenger RNA from Trichoplax adhaerens, 2784 nucleotides. RefSeq lists its product as uncharacterized. Gene Ontology annotation, biological process: signal transduction. The transcript is spliced from 4 exons. Gene Ontology annotation, molecular function: protein binding. Gene Ontology annotation, cellular component: kinesin complex. The record is from RefSeq and is a predicted model, not a curated record. Lineage: Eukaryota; Metazoa; Placozoa; Uniplacotomia; Trichoplacea; Trichoplacidae. Bases 1 to 2784 code for a protein of 927 amino acids.
AUGGGGGCAUAUGAGUCCACAAAAUUGACUAUCCUUGAUGAAACUGAAUCUAUCCACAAAAAAGCCGAUUGUUAUUUAAAUCAAUAUAAACUGAUAGAAGCUGAUAAAUGGAGAAGAAAUGCGAAGAUAUUAGCCGAACAACUACAAGAUAGAGUGAGAUUUGCAAAGUGCUUUGAUAGACAAGGGUGCAUUAAAGAAUUGCAAGGUGAUUUGAAUGGAGCUUUAAAAGAUUUUAACAAAUCACUUGGAAUAAAAUCAGAAUGGUCAGAAAAUGAAGAUAUCAAUAUGAGUGAGUCUUAUCUUAACAUUGGAAGUAUUUAUGAUAAGCAAGGCAAGUAUGACGACGCUCUAUCGAUGUAUAACAAGUCACUGAAGAUUCAACUAACACAACUUGGUGACAAUCAUCCAAAAAUUGCUGUAACUUAUAGCAAUAUUGGGCAAGUCUAUAAUCAUCAAGGCAAGUAUGACGACGCUCUAUCGAUGUAUAACAAGUCACUGAAGAUUCAACUAACACAACUUGGUGACAAUCAUCCAAGUAUUGCUGUAACUUAUACAAAUAUUGGGCAAGUCUAUAAUGAUCAAGGCAAGUAUGACGACGCUCUAUCGAUGUAUAACAAGUCACUGAAGAUUCAACUAACACAACUUGGUGACAAUCAUCCAAGUAUUGCUACGACUUAUCACAACAUUGGUAGUGUCUAUAGAGAUCAAAGCAAGUAUGACGACGCUCUAUCGAUGUAUAACAAGUCACUGAAGAUUCAACUAACACAACUUGGUGACAAUCAUCCAAGUAUUGCUGUAACUUAUACAAAUAUUGGGCAAGUCUAUAAUGAUCAAGGCAAGUAUGACGACGCUCUAUCGAUGUAUAACAAGUCACUGAAGAUUCAACUAACACAACUUGGUGACAAUCAUCCAAGUAUUGCUACGACUUAUCACAACAUUGGUGGUGUCUAUAGAGAUCAAGGCAAGUAUGACGACGCUCUAUCGAUGUAUAACAAGUCACUGAAGAUUCAACUAACACAACUUGGUGACAAUCAUCCAAGUAUUGCUACGACUUAUCACAACAUUGGUGGUGUCUAUAGAGAUCAAGGCAAGUAUGACGACGCUCUAUCGAUGUAUAACAAGUCACUGAAGAUUGAACUAACACAACUUGGUGACAAUCAUCCAAGUAUUGCUACGACUUAUCACAACAUUGGUAGUGUCUAUAGAGAUCAAGGCAAGUAUGACGACGCUCUAUCGAUGUAUAACAAGUCACUGAAGAUUCAACUAACACAACUUGGUGACAAUCAUCCAAGUAUUGCUACGACUUAUCACAGUAUUGGUGGUGUCUAUAAUCGUCAAGGCAAGUAUGACGACGCUCUAUCGAUGUAUAACAAGUCACUGAAGAUUCAACUAACACAACUUGGUGACAAUCAUCCAAGUAUUGCUGCGACUUAUCACAACAUUGGUGGUGUCUAUAAUGAUCAAGGCAAGUAUGACGACGCUCUAUCGAUGUAUAACAAGUCACUGAAGAUUCAACUAACACAACUUGGUGACAAUCAUCCAAGUAUUGCUGCGACUUAUCACAACAUUGGUGGUGUCUAUAAUGAUCAAGGCAAGUAUGACGACGCUCUAUCGAUGUAUAACAAGUCACUGAAGAUUCAACUAACACAAUUUGGUGACAAUCAUCCAAGUAUUGCUGCGACUUAUCACAGUAUUGGUGGUGUCUAUAAUGAUCAAGGCAAGUAUGACGACGCUCUAUCGAUGUAUAACAAAUCACUGAAGAUUAAACUAACACAACUUGGUGACAAUCAUCCAAGUAUUGCUACGACUUAUCACAACAUUGGUGGUGUCUAUAGAGAUCAAGGCAAGUAUGACGACGCUCUAUCGAUGUAUAACAAGUCACUGAAGAUUGACCUAACACAACUUGGUGACAAUCAUCCAAGUAUUGCUGCGACUUAUCACAGCAUUGGUGGUGUCUAUAAUCAUCAAGGCAAGUAUGACGACGCUCUAUCGAUGUAUAACAAGUCACUGAAGAUUCAACUAACACAACUUGGUGACAAUCAUCCAAGUAUUGCUUCGACUUAUCACAGUAUUGGUGGUGUCUAUAGAGAUCAAGGCAAGUAUGACGAUGCUCUAUCAAUGUUAAACAAGUCACUGCAAAUCUUUUUAGUAACGCUAGGUGAGAACCAUCUUCAUACUGCCCAGUUGUAUCGAAGCCAAGCUGUAGUCAAUUGUAAACUGUCGAAUUAUCGUCAAGCAAUCGCAUUAUAUCGAAAGUCCAUUAACAGUCUACGCAAUGUCUACGGAGAGAGUCAUCCUCAAAUUGUGGAGGAUGAGAAACAAAUUAAUUACUGUUCCAAUCAAUUGCAAGAAAACGAGAAGGAGCCUUCUCCAUUGGAAAUAGCCAACAUCAUUCGACAGCUUUUGGCUCAAUAUGCAGACAAUCAAACAGUCAUCGACGACCAAUCGCCAUCAUCACUAGAAGAAGAAAGCGAACACUCAAGUCAAUAUGGAAAAGCACAAGAUAAUAGCAGACAACAGCGCCAAGAUCCAAAGGAGCACUUUUUUCAAAUUGCAAAUACAAUUGGUUCGGAUUGGACAAGAUUGGCUGCAACUUUGGAUCAAUCCAUCGAUGUUGAUAGUAUUAAAGAUGAAGAAAGUAAGGUUUUUGACCGAGCGAUGAAAAUUCUCAACAAGUGGUGUGAAAAAAAUUAUCCAAAUGUAAAUGUUGAUCAGCUUCAAGCAGCUUUACGACAAAUAAAUAGGAACGAUAUUGUUUUGGCUAUCAAGCCUACCACAACAUGA